CUCAGGACAGUGGCGGAGCCUUAGAGCUGUCUGGAGGCGUCUGAAGGAGUGAGCCUCUCUGGCCACAGAGGUCCAAGGGAAUAAUGGUUGCUGCUGAGUGAACAAAGAGCUGGUGACAAAGGACACCAGCUGCCCCCAUCUGGCGGCAACAGGAGACUCUAAGGCAAAGAGGACAUCCAACUGGCCAUAGCCAACACCCACCUGCCACCCACCUGCAGGUGCAGAGCCAACCAGGAGAUGGCGCUGCUCUCAGGCCUGCUCCCCCUGGCCCUGCUGGCUCUGGCCAGGGGACCUAGUGUGGAAGGCUUAGCUGAUACUGUCCCGUUGCAGACCCUGCGCUGCUACAAUGACUACACUACCCGCAUCGUAUGCAGCUGGGCGGACACUGCAGCUGCCGGGCAGCUCAUCAAUGUGACCCUCCAUCACCGGCUAAAUGGGAACCAUCCCCAGCCAGUGUCCUGUAACUUCACUAGCGACCUACCCUGGUCACACUGCCCAUCUCUUCCCUGUGUGCCACGAAGAUGUGUCAUUCCCUUCAGUGCGGAGCAUAACAUCUUCUCCUUCCAGCCAGACUGUCUUCUGAGCGUCCAGCUCACUGCGACGCUGGCCCAGCAUGUGCAGCCGCCUCCGCCCCAGGACGUCCAGAUCAAUGCCACUGGGGACCACUUCCUGCUGACCUGGAGUGUGCCCCUUGGGGAUCCCCAGACAUCCUGGCUGUUGCAGAGGGACCUGGAGUUCGAGGUGGCCUACAAGAGGCUUGAUGAGUCCUGGGAGAAUGCCACCAGCCUGCACUCCAGCUCCUCCCAGGUAUCCCUAGGGCCCGAUCUCCUGCUGUCCGACAGCACCUAUAUGGCCCGAGUGCGGACCUGGCUGGCCCCGGGCUCAGCCUUCUCAGGGCGGCCCAGCCAGUGGAGCCACGAGGUUGGCUGGAGCUCACAGCCAGGGGACAAUGCCCAGGCCCAGAACCUGCAGUGCGUCUUUGAUGGGGCCCACACGCUCAGCUGCUCCUGGGAGGUGAGAUCCCAGGUGACCAGCUCGGUGUCCUUUGGCCUCUUCUACAGGCCCAGCCCGGAUGCAGAGGAGAAGGAAUGUCUCCAGGUACAGAAGGAGGUGCACGGCGGCCUGUACACUCUCCACUCCUGCCAGAUCCGGGUCUCCAGCCCGGAGCCCCACAGCCAGUAUUCCAUGACGGUGCGUCCUCGGACUGAAGAGAAACUCAUAGAGAGCUCAGAGCACAUCCAGAUGGCAGCUCCAACCCUCAAUGUGACCAAGGAGGGAGACAGCUACAGCCUGCACUGGGAAGAAAGUGGUGCAAACAAAAUAGCUCCCACGUUCGAGGUCCAGUACCGGGAAGACGUGGCCUCGUGGAAGGACAGCAAGACUGAGAGCCUAGAGAACUACCACCAGAUGUCGCUGCCCCACCUGGAGCCCGCCACCACCUACCUGGCCAGGGUGAGGGUCAGGCCCGGCCCUAAAGGCACCUAUAAUGGGAUCUGGAGUGAGUGGAGCCAAGAGCAGCGCUGGACCACGGGGUGGGCACUGCCCACCUGGGUGCUGGCACUCCUCCUGGUCAUUGCCACCCUGGUGCUGCUCCUGGCCCUGCGCUUCUGCGGCCUCUAUGGGUACAGGCUGAACAGGAAGUGGAAGGAGAAAAUCCCCAACCCCAGCAAGAGCCACCUCUUCCAGAAUGGAAGCACCGGGCUCCGCCUCCCAGAAAGCAUGAUGGCCUUCGCUGGCAGGAGUGCCCCUUCCUGGGGUCUCCAGGCCAGCCUCUUCCCUGCAUUGGAGGGGGUGUGUGCUGUAGACUUCAGGGACGCUGAGUUGUCACCUCUCACCACAGAGGACCCCAAAGUUGUCUGUGAUCCUCCGUCAGAGCCUCAUUCCCCUCCAGCCGCCUCGGACCUCCCCGUGGAGCAGACCCCCAGUGUCCAGCCAGGCCUGCCAGCCCCCCAAAGCCGGCCCGAGGACCAGCUGGCCACCUUUGACUUCAAUGGUCCCUACCUGGGGCCACCCCACAGCCGCUCCCUGCCUGACCUCGCAGGCCAGCAGGUGUCAGUGCAGGGCCCCAGGACAACCCUGCCAGGCUCCCUGGAGUACCUGUGUCUGCCCCCUGGGGGACAGGUGCAGCUGGUGCCUCUGGCCCAGGUCACAGGGCAGGGCCAGGCUGCCCCUAGGGAGUUUCUGCCUAGAGCUGGCAUCCAGGACAGCCCCUACCUGGACGCUGGGGGAGGCCCUACCCCUCCUGCAUCUGAGCCCAGUCACCAGGGACAGGACCCAGGGGACAGCCCAGGCUUUCUGCCCACAAGCUCUGGGGUCCCUGAGCACCCUGUCAUGGCCACUGGUUAUGUCACCACUGCAGACCUGGUCCUGACCUUGUCCACAGGGGCCUCCUCUGUUUCUCUGGCUCCCCCUCUGGAUCUCCAGAACCCCAGCCUCUGCCCAGCCCUGCCUGGUGGGCCCUCUGCAGCCCCAACUAUGGGGAAACUGGGGUUUGAGGGUUAUGUGGAGCUCCCUCCACCCAUGGGACUGUCCCCUAACUCCUCUCUGGGCAGCCCUGUCCCUCCUGCAUUGAGUAGCCUGUCCUGAGCCCAGGAGAGCCUCAGACAUUGUCCCUUGCUAUCCCUAGCCCCUGAGGGGCUGCAUGUCCUGCAGCAGUGGUGGAUGACUGCCUGCCCUCCAGCCCUGUAACCUGCCAGCUCCCUCCGCAGUUCAAGCUCUCUGUCCCGAGCAGCAAGAGCUCAGACUAGAACACCUGAACCAAGGUGGUGUACUGCUCCUCUUCACUAUAUUCCCUGCUCCAUGAAGAGGCAACAAGCUGGGGAGUACAGCUGCCUCUCUGCCUCAACCAGGGCUCUGGCCCCAUCUCCUGCUUCUUCUCUAGAAUUUUCUGUGAGUCCAAAGGGGGCCAUCAUGGACGAACAAUUCUCACACUUCACCACCUAUCUGUUCCUCAGAGUUGCUAGCCGAGGUUCUGGUUCAGUGGGUCUCCCAGGGUAAAGGUAAAACUGUCUGGACUGUGGUUCCCAGGGAUGAGGUGACAGAGAAUGCCCUAAGAGUGACAUUACUCUGUAUAGUGUUAUGAUAAAAGUGGGUAUGUGUCGUUAUUUAUUUGUUAAAAUCCAUACAUUCUACAACAUCAAGAGUGCUCGCUUCUGGUGGCUACAGCUCAGUGGCACAGCACCUGCCUGACAAGCCUGGGGUUGAGUUCAACUCUCAGUAUCCCACCUAAAAAGAGUAGUCCCUACUAUAACCUGUGGACUGUGUGUGACACUUAUGUACA
Octodon degus (degu) is the source of this 3280-nucleotide messenger RNA. Its product is annotated as cytokine receptor common subunit beta. The record is from RefSeq and is a predicted model, not a curated record. Gene Ontology annotation, biological process: immunoglobulin mediated immune response; cytokine-mediated signaling pathway. Gene Ontology annotation, cellular component: external side of plasma membrane; membrane. Gene Ontology annotation, molecular function: cytokine receptor activity; protein binding. The coding region runs from base 238 to 2586 and encodes 782 amino acids. Lineage: Eukaryota; Metazoa; Chordata; Mammalia; Rodentia; Octodontidae. The transcript is spliced from 14 exons.